Anopheles coustani is the source of this 1657-nucleotide messenger RNA. Its product is annotated as RNA-binding protein NOB1-like. The transcript is spliced from 2 exons. The coding region runs from base 54 to 1340 and encodes 428 amino acids. Gene Ontology annotation, molecular function: RNA endonuclease activity. Gene Ontology annotation, cellular component: preribosome, small subunit precursor. Lineage: Eukaryota; Metazoa; Arthropoda; Insecta; Diptera; Culicidae. Gene Ontology annotation, biological process: ribosomal small subunit biogenesis; maturation of SSU-rRNA. The record is from RefSeq and is a predicted model, not a curated record.
CACAUGGUUUCGAUGAUAAACAGUGGGGAGCGCAAAGCGUAAAAAGAUCCAAGAUGGGCGAAAUAACCGAAUCCGGGAAGAGAACAAAGUUUGAGCAUUUGGUUGUGGACACAUCGGUUUUCAUCAAGAAUGUCCAGCUGCAGAACAUCGCCGAAAACUGCUACACCGUACGAGGCGUGAUACGAGAAAUCAAGCAUGACAGGCAGAUGAAGGCACUGGCGGUGCUACCCUACAACCUAAAGGUGCUGCUGCCCGAUCCGGACGCGCUGGCGAAAGUUAUCGCGUUCGCGAAGAAAACCGGAGACUUUGCGUCGCUUUCGCUCGUCGAUCUGGAAGUGAUCGCGCUGACGUACGAGCUCGAGGCGAGAUACGUCGGGGAGGGACAUCUGCGAACGGAACCAAAGCCGGCUGUCACGUUGACCAACCCGAACGAAUCGCCUGACGAGCUGGGCACCGCAGACAUUGCGGGAUUCUACAAACCGAAGCAGGCGGCGGACCCGGACCAACCCGACAACGAAGAGUCACAAGUUGAGGAACCGCGACACGAUGAUAGCGCUGCCGAUUAUGUUUCUGCUGUAAAGGUUCCCAAAAGCGAUGGUCACCACGAGGAAAAUGGAGAGGAGCAUGGAGAUGAGCAUGAAGAGGAGGAACACGGAGAGGAACUCGGAGGGGAUUCAUCUGAUGAAGAGGACUAUGAUGGCGAUGACAACGUCGACGAUGACGACGAAGGCUGGGUAACGCCAGCCAACAUCGCGCAGGUAAAGCGUGGCUACGGUAUGAACUACCUGGAGGAGGUGCCGUCGUCUGUUGCCUGUAUAACGACCGACUACGCCAUACAGAACGUGCUGAAACAGCUCGGGUUACAGCUGGCAACGAUGGACGGCCGUGUCAUCACCCAGACGCGCACCUACAUUCUGCGCUGCUACGCGUGCUUCAAGACGACACCGGACGCCACGAAGGUGUUCUGCCCGCGUUGCGGCAACCAGACGUUGAAGAAGGUCGCCGUCAGCCUGGACGCGAACGGCCAGCAGGUCAUACACAUCAACAGCCGCCGUCCGCUGACGGCAAAGUACAAGAAUCGGCCGGUGGCCAAGUUCGAUGGCGGCAAGUACGCCACCAAUCCGCUGCUGUAUGAGGACCAGCCGCUGCCGCAGCAGCGUAUCUCGGCCAAAGCACGCAGCAAGACGAACGCGCUGGCAGAAGACUAUACCGCCGGGUAUUCACCGUUCGUGAUGCGCGACGUAGACUCACGCUCGGCGGUGCUGCGCGGUUCCACCAACCUCAAGCAGCGGAUGAGAAAUUUCGAAUACGACAACAAACGGCGCGGCUACAAAAAGUGAUCGCUUCUGCGUGGUGUUUACUUUGCAAUUUAAAAACACACACUCUUAGUGUGAUUCCUUGAUUGUGUAUUUCCUUUGAAUUGUGCAUUAUUAAGUUCAAAGCCCUCCACAAAGCCGAGAAGGGAGAGGGGCAGCGGAUGUUGAUUGGUUUUCUACAGUGCUCUCGGUGUUUCCUUCGAUUGCGGAAGAGGGGAUCAUAAUGAUUGUGUAUAUUUUAUAGCAUUUAAAGUAUGUUUUCGUACAAAACUACCCACUUCUUUGCUACAUUGAUCUUCUACAAAUAAACACAACAGAAAAGCCGACGGCUAACACAUUUA